Molecule: messenger RNA, 3930 nt
Organism: Seriola aureovittata
Lineage: Eukaryota; Metazoa; Chordata; Actinopteri; Carangiformes; Carangidae
Gene: kdsr
Product: 3-ketodihydrosphingosine reductase
Exons: 10
Coding region: 262-1341 (359 amino acids)
Biological process (GO): sphingolipid biosynthetic process
Cellular component (GO): endoplasmic reticulum membrane
Molecular function (GO): 3-dehydrosphinganine reductase activity
Source: RefSeq, a predicted model, not a curated record
CCGUUUACAGUGAACAGUUCGAUUUGUUUUGGUUUAUGCCGACUGCGUUUGGUCACGGGGAGCCAAGGUCCACCGUGGUACUCUAACCUGACCUUUACACAUCUUUGACUCACCGCCAAACCCUCCAACAACUCCUCCUCUGAGGUCUGUGUUUCGCCACCCCCUUUUUCAGGGCCGCCGCCUGCCCCGUAGCUCCGUUAUCGGACCCUAGAAGCUGGCCUGCUAGUUAGCAAACAAGCUAACGAUUGCCAGAUUUCACCCAUGUCCUCUGAAGAAGGGUUGAGCUCAACGAUCACGGAUUGGAUUUUCAUCAAUUCUUGGUGGCUCCUCCUGCCAUUCAUCAUGCUUCUUGUCGUUGCUGCCUUCAUUGUUGCCUUUGUGUUACUGUUAUACAUGAUAUCACCUCUUAUUAGUCCCAAACCGUUGAAACUGAACGGGGCCCACGUCGUGGUGACAGGAGGCUCAAGUGGGAUUGGAAAAUCAAUUGCAAUUGAGUGCUACAGGCAAGGCGCUUUCAUCACUUUGGUGGCACGAGAUGAGGCUAAACUGCUUCAAGCUAAGAAAGAAGUGGAGAAAUUUGCAAUCAAUGACAAGCAGGUGGUGCUCUGCAUAUCGGUGGAUGUAGCUAGUGAUUACAGUCAGGUGGAAAGUGUGAUCAAACAGGCUCAAGAGAAGCUGGGGCCUGUUGAUAUGCUUGUGAACUGUGCUGGAACAUCCAUUUCUGGGAAGUUUGAGGAAGUGGAGGUGGACCGCUUUAAAAAACUGAUGGAAGUGAACUACCUUGGCAGCGUUUACCCAACACGGGCUGUCAUAACCACCAUGAAGGAGCGAAGAAUGGGCCGCAUCAUGUUUGUGUCCUCCCAAGCAGGCCAGAUUGGCCUGUUUGGAUACACUGCUUACUCUCCAUCCAAGUUUGCUCUGCGUGGCUUAGCAGAGUCACUGCAGAUGGAGAUAAAGCCGUACAAUAUCUAUGUGACUGUGGCUUACCCCCCUGACACUGACACUCCAGGACUGGCUGAGGAAAACAAGACAAAGCCUCUAGAGACCAAAUUAAUUUCUGAAACAUCUGGAGUUUGUCAACCAGAGCAAGUGGCCAAAAUCAUUGUGCGAGAUGCAGUGCAGGGGAACUUCAACAGCUCUGUGGGACCCGAUGGUUACAUGCUAUCAGCCCUCACCUGUGGAAUGUCACCUGUCACCUCUAUCACAGAGGGUCUCCAGCAGAUUGUUACCAUGGGAUUAUUUCGGACCAUCGCCCUCUUCUACCUGGGGAGUUUUGACAGCAUUGUGCGCCGCUGCAUGAUUCAGAGGGAGCAGUUAAAAGCAGCUGACAAGAGAGAGUGACAGCAGCCUUACCUUCUUCAUAGCCCAGUGCUCCUUCUCCUCCUCCUCUUCCACCCACCACCCACCCCCCCAUCCCGUCCCCUCCCCUCCCUUCCUUCAGCUGUACAAGUGCACAACCGUAGGUGGGGGAAAAGGCCAAGCUUGGAGUGCAUUUCUGAUAUCAGUUUAACAGAUGGGAUGAAAGAAAAUGGCAGAUGUUUACUCUUUGCUUGUCCAGUGAUGUAACUCCCCCAUAAACUUCACAGCCAUUUCUAUCCUUUCAGAGCAUUCCAGUGACUUUUCCGUUUAAUUUUUCCACCUGCUUCUUUUUGUGGGAGCAGCCUUACUUUAGGGGAAUGAGGGCAGACUAAACAUCCCACAGCCUGGUUUUAAAGUAGGUAGGCUUUGUGAACCACUUACAUUAGAUAUCAGGCUUCUACUCGCACAGUGUUGUUUUUUUUUUCUCACAGAGAGAAAAAGCAACAGAUAGCCUGUCUGACCAGUUGUGCCAAAUAUGGCUUAAAAUUCCUUCCCACCAGGGGCUAUAGUGAAAACCAGAAUGGUAACUUUCACCUUUUGCCAUAUUAUUGCAUGUAUCACAAAACUAGUUCCACCUUGUCAGAGUUUUACUGUUUUCACUAAACAAGUCCCUUCUUCUCUACCUUUUCGUACCACAAGUCUUUGCAGGCAAAGCACCUUCCUUUUUGAUCGAAUAACCUCUGUGUUUGAAACCAGUUGUGACCCUCAGCGUUUUGUUGUUGCUGUGGGAUGUUUUGUUUUUGUGCUCUGUGUGUGAACCAAACCAGGAUGUGAUACAACAGCACUCUUCAGUGACAUGAGAGAGAGAGAGCGCGUGUGAUGUUUUUAAUUGUUUUUUAAAUUUUACUAAUGCAAAAACAUAAUAUCCAGAAAAUAAUAUUCAAAAUUUUUUGACGCAGUGCUGGGGCAAAGACUUUUGGGUGAAUUGUUUGCAUGACUGCGUGUGUGUGUUCGUGUUUGCUGUGACUGAGCCAACCCCCGAGGAGAGAAAAGCCAUUCGAUUUUUAUGUCUCGGGAAUAAAAAGACCAAAUUAUUUUCUUGUCAUCCCAGCUUAUUUUAUUGAGAAAGGAAAGCAGGUGCUAUGGGUAGAAGCCAUGAAGUUAAAAGAUGGAGAGAAAAAAACCACCAGCUCAGGUGAUGUCCCUUUUCACCUGCGCAUUUGAUUUGAAUUUCAAUAUACUUUUUUUUUUCCAUAAAUGUGUGAAAGGAAGCUUAUCAUUUUUACAUGCAGUUUUGUGUGUCUGUGCACAUAUUCAGCCACCCCAGUCAAGAUCCAAGUGGGAUCCAUAAUCUGUCAGGGUGGUGUAAAAGUCAGGGCAGGGCAAGACUCGCUGGUCCGAGUCAUGUCUCUGUAGGUCUAGUGAGGGCGCUGGAGAUUUGUUUUACAUAAAGGCCAAAAUAGUAGAGGGACUAGGAUGGAAGUGUGAUCCGUUGUCCUUCUGAUUUUGACCUGCUAUGACUCUGUCAUGCACAGUUGGGACUUUUAACUCCCUAAAUAACACUCGAUUCCCUCCUGAUUUCUGUCAAGCCUUGCAAAGUCUUGUAUUUACCAUAUGACCUUCUUAUUGUUUUACAUAUUGAGGGAGAAAAAGUACAGUGUCGACUCUUGCAAGUCUUCCUUUGGUCCAUCACAUACGGGGAGAAUGUACUUUAAUAUAAAGCAUACAAAUCAGUACAUAGGAAUAUUAUUUUUAAAUACACCAAUAUUUGAAUGCCAAAAUGUGUUAAGACCAUUUCUGUAGAUGCAAUGCAUUUAUUUGAGAUUUAUUUCGAUGUUGCUGCUCUGUUGAUCUUAGAGUUAGUUUAUAAAAGAUGUGGAGCAGUGUGGGGACCCAUUCUAAGCCUUAAGAAAUGACUACUGAUAAAGUUAAUGCUACAAGAAUGGACCUGUCCACAGAACAAUGUGGCGUAACCCAAAUGCGGUUUACCAGUUCAUUUAAUAUGACUUUUCAGUGUAAAAUGCCAACUGUUUUUUUUUUUGUUUUUUUUGUGUGUGUGUGUAUUUUGUCAGUUUCCAGUCUUUGUAUGACAAAAAGAAGCCUUACUGAAAUCCAAGAUAUGAAAGUGAGAAUGGAUGACUCGUGUUUGAUGAUGUUCUCAUUUGACAUUGGUUAAAGGCAUACUGUCCUGCACUCAAGAGCUUUUCAUAAUUGUACAUUUAUUGCUUUCAGAAGUUCUCUUUUACCUUGAGGUAGCAAGACAUAGUUGAUAGAACAUGUAGCCCAUAUAAAAGCAGUUUUGUUUUAACACCUUUUAAGCUAUGCAAAUGAAGCCUGUGCUUACAAUAUGUUUAAACAUACAGUCAAGAUUUAAGUUCUGUAAAACUCAAGUCACUCAUUUCCCCUAUUUAAUGGUGUCGUCAGAUAUGUAUUGAGUUUAUAAGGCUUGAACAUGAAAGUCAGAAUGCACUCUCAUUCUUCUUUCUUGCUUUUGACUUUGUUUUCUGCCAAAAAACUUAACACCUUCACCUUGUGUGCCAUUGAAAGAAAAUGUGAGAAGUGAACGUUUCUUUGUCUUAUUUUCUUACAUGAUAAACUAAAUAAAUACCUGUGAGGAAAAACAAACUGUAA